Molecule: messenger RNA, 669 nt
Organism: Saccostrea cuccullata (small rock oyster)
Lineage: Eukaryota; Metazoa; Mollusca; Bivalvia; Ostreida; Ostreidae
Product: NEDD8
Exons: 5
Coding region: 88-321 (77 amino acids)
Biological process (GO): regulation of proteolysis; modification-dependent protein catabolic process; protein neddylation
Cellular component (GO): cytoplasm; nucleus
Molecular function (GO): ubiquitin protein ligase binding; protein tag activity
Source: RefSeq, a predicted model, not a curated record
UUUAAAUCAGUUCGGCAUACCGGAACUUCUUGUGGAAAUUCGGCCUCGGCAUUAUUGCAAAAAUAAUUAGUAAGAAAAACAGUCAAAAUGUUAAUCAAAGUAAAGACACUGACAGGAAAAGAGAUUGAAAUUGACAUUGAACCCACAGACAAAGUGGAGAGAAUAAAAGAGAGAGUAGAAGAAAAAGAGGGAAUUCCCCCACCACAACAAAGGUUGAUUUUCAGUGGUAAACAAAUGAACGAUGAAAAAACUGCACAGGACUACAAAGUGACAGGGGGUUCCGUUCUACAUUUAGUGUUGGCUUUAAGAGGAGGACAAUGAUAAUACGAUAAAAAAUCAAUGAAAAAAAAAAAACAACAUUAAUCCAAUCCUUGAUAAAUCAGUGAAAGUUAUUAUCUUAUUUAUCUUCAAAAAAGGAAAGUAAACUUUUGGGAUGGAUUUAGGCCUGACAAAAUUUAUUUUCAAAAAUCAAAGCAUUAAAGGAAGAUUGCUUGUUAUUGAGAAUACUAGUAUUGAGAUGUGUUUUGCUUCAACAUAUUUGCUAAUACAUGUACCUGUAGUAUAAGACUUUUGCAACAACUGCACUUGGAUAUUGAUGAAAAGUGUGUGAAAGAGAUGAGUGCGUGUAGCUAAAUGUUUUGUGUUAUGUUUAAUAAACUUUUCUCUUAU